Anisakis simplex (herring worm) is the source of this 1482-nucleotide messenger RNA. NCBI's taxonomy places the organism in Eukaryota, Metazoa, Nematoda, Chromadorea, Rhabditida, Anisakidae. The record is from the annotation of a GenBank genome assembly.
AGGGUCAGUUUCCUUUUUUGUAUCACAUUUUCAUUUUUAAUGAAACAAAGACUCGUCUCAAAUAGCCUGAACCAAAAAUUUUAUCCAAUUGAGAAUGUUUAUUACGAAGUAGAGUUGAUUUAUUAUCAUUUCCGUAAUACAAUAGAGGAUAUGUGCAAAGGAUAUCGAGCUUACUGUAAAAAGCUCUACCAAUAUGUCUCAGAGAAUUUGAACUGGAUUAAAAAAACAGUUGCACAAAAGCCAAAAAGUGAUCUCUAUUGGAGACAGGUGAAUCUUUCGUUCGCCCAAGUCACAGGAAUAUGGCAAGGUUACUCAAAAAGACCUCCAAUAUGGUACAAACCACAGAUAAAUUUCGACAUCACACCUAUUCUCAUGAUUCAACUGUAUGGAGAUUUGUUCGAUUUGUCGCAUGUGUUCGACAAGAAACCCGAUCCUGGCGAUGUGGAAGAUUCAGGGCAUUGCUCUGGAUUUGUGAAGAUCUCAGAGGGCAACAAGGAUAUGUUCUUCUCUCAUGUGGCUAUGUCGGGCUACCAUACAAUGAAUCGUGUACUGAAACUGUACAAAUUCGGCUAUAAGGAAGUACCAGGACAUACCAUUUCAUUCUCUGGUUAUCCGGCUGCAAUUACAUCGGCUGAUGACUUCACUUUGACAAGUGGUGGAUUGGCAACAUUAGAGACAACGUUCGCCAUCUACAACAAAACACUCUAUAAAGAUUUCGUUAAACCAGUUGGACAACUACAUUGUUGGGUUCGUACAUCAAUCGCGAAUACCUUGGCCAAAACAUGGACAAAAUUAUUUGGACGUUACAAUUCUGGCACAUACAAUAAUCAGUGGUUAGCACUUGACUAUAAAAAGUUCCAGCCAGGUGAAGACUUGCCAUCAAAUGAUUUGUUAUGGGUUCUUGAACAAGUUCCUGGAUAUGUGCUUGCCAAAGAUGUGACCUGGUUCCUCCGUAAAUACAGCUACUUUCCCAGCUAUAAUAUUCCAUUCUUCCUCGAAAUAAGCAGGAUGAGUGGCUGGGAUGAGAAAUCAAAAACGAACGAUUGGUACAAAUGGGGCAGUUGUCCUCGUGCAAAAAUAUUCGAUCGCGACCAUGUGAAGGUUGUGGAUAUUGAACAAUUGCAAAAACUUAUGAGAUAUAAUGACUAUCAGCAUGAGCCGUUCAGUCGCUGCAAGUGUGUUCCACCGUAUACGGCCGAAGCGAGUAUUUCAACACGUGGCGAUUUGAAUCCAGCGAAUGGCACUUAUGAAUUAGAGGGUAUGGGUCAUAAAAAUCAUGGAGGACUAGACUUCAAGGGCACCAACUAUACUAUGUUCAAGAAGCUGCGAUUUAGAGCUUGGGGUGGCCCGACUUUCGAUCCGCUUCCAGUUUUCAGUUGGGAUACAACCGAUAUUGUGGCAAACCAUUAUGGACAACCGAUAGUAUGGAGAUUCGAUCCUGUUGAAACUGACUGGGAAACAAACGUGACAGUGCAUCUUUAA